CACGCAGGCCUUGACUACCCGAAUCAAUGGAGAGGGCGGGGCGAUCCCCGCUCAGCGUGGGGCAAUUCGAACUGAGGGAGGCGGGGAUUGGCUGAGCCGGGCAGGAGGGAGGAAAUCACGGUGCGAUAGGCAUAAGUCAUGUGAUUGGCAGGCGGAAGGCUCCGCGUCCUAUUUCCAUUGAGAAACGCUGUUUAGACGGCGAAAUCGUAAGGAUGGGAGGGGCCGUCGUGUAAGGAGAGAUCGCAGUCUCCGGUGGGAAGUAGGAUUUGCGUGAGGAACAAUUGUGAGCUGCGGUUGCAAGGCAGAGUUUGCGCCAUUGGGUGGAACUGAAAAUUAACUGGCUAACGGCUCAAGACCGAAAGCACUAGGAAUCCUCAGGAAGCCGGGUUUUGGUAAUCUAACUCCCUAAAACCACCAAUAAAAUAGCUGAAUUUAACGGCGUAAAAGUCGUAAUACUGAUGAUUGAACGACAGGACAACUUUCCAAUGGAAGUGAGUAAAGGCUAGGUUGGGUGGAGCGCUCUGUAGCGACAGACACACCUUUAGACCAAUGAUCAGGCCAAUUCCAGUAAGUAGGCAUGCUCUUUAGCUGAGCGACAGAUCGAAAGAACUAGUGAUCGACGUGAUAUCUGAGCCGCGACCAACCGGGAGGGCGGGUCCCCCUGGAGAAGGGCUGCGAGGCGGGAAGAGGGGAAGUGGGCGGAUCUCCGCACAUCCCGGCGGAAGAGGCAGAUUCAGGAAGCCAUUACGCAGCUGGCUGGCAGCAGCUGGGCCGGUCGGGGCUGGGCCCUACGCACUUUGCGUAGCAAGGGGGGUUACCAAAGGCCUGGUACUUGGCCUUGAACAAGGCCGGCCUAUCCCCUGUAGGGGGGGGUGGGUGAGGAGAAAGGCUGAGGAAGGCGAGAAGGGGAAUUGGGGCAGUUAGGGGAUUAUAGUUUCUUUAAAAAGCAAGGUAGGGAGAGGCCAUGGCCGUCCCAGCCAAGAAAAGGAAAAUGAACUUUUCUGAGCGAGAGGUGGAGAUCAUCGUGGAGGAGUUGGAACUGAAGAAGCACCUGCUGGUGAACCACUUCAACGCUGGGGUCCCUCUGGCUGCCAAGAGCGCGGCAUGGCAUGGCAUCCUGAGAAGGGUCAACGCCGUGGCCACCUGCCGCAGGGAGCUGCCUGAGGUCAAGAAGAAGUGGUCUGAUCUCAAGACCGAGGUCCGUCGCAAGGUUGCCCAGGUCCGGGCGGCUGUGGAGGGUGGCGAGGCCCCAGGGCCCACUGAGGAAGACGGAGCUGGUGGGCCUGGGACAGGUGGUGGCAGUGGCGCUGGUGGCCCAGCUGUAGCCCCCGUACUGCUCACCCCCAUGCAACAGCGCAUCUGCAACCUGCUGGGUGAGGCCACCAUCAUCAGCCUGCCCAGUACCACAGAGAUCCACCCCGUGGCCCUUGGACCCACGGCUACUGCAGCCGCAGCCACGGUCACCCUGACACAGAUCCCCGCAGAGACCGCCUAUCACACGCUGGAGGAGGGAGUGGUAGAGUACUGCACGGCCGAGGCCCCCCCACCCCUGCCAACGGAGGCCCCCGUGGAGAUGAUGGCCCAGCAUGCCGACACCUCAGUCAAGCCACAGGCGCUCAAGAGCCGCAUCGCCCUCAACUCAGCCAAGCUGAUCCAGGAGCAGCGGGUCACCAACCUGCACGUGAAGGAGAUUGCCCAGCACCUGGAGCAGCAGAAUGACUUGCUACAGAUGAUCCGUCGCUCCCAGGAGGUGCAGGCCUGUGCCCAAGAGCGCCAGGCUCAGGCCAUGGAGGGCACCCAGGCGGCCCUGAGCGUCCUCAUCCAGGUCCUCCGGCCCAUGAUCAAAGAUUUCCGCCGCUACCUGCAGAGCAACAUGCCCAACCCCACCACUGCCUCUGACCCUGGACAGGUGGCCCAGAAUGGGCAGCCGGACAGCAUCAUCCAGUGAGGGCAGGGGUCGAGCCAGCCUUCCGCUGUGAAUGGAUGACACCACAUGGUCUUGUAAGUGGGUUGUGUGGUUGGCCUCAGUCUAGGCCUGGCCAUGUGGACGGCUCCCAGUCUGACAGACAUUUAGGGGUCCACGGUUUCCGAGAAAUGAAGCAGACUGGGAAGAAGAAUUUGUUGGGUUCCUGGGACCCAAACUCUCUUCCCCCUACCCCUUGAGCUGUCCUGCUAAGAACCUGAAGAUUGGAUAGGUGGGGGUCAGGUGCUGGUGAUGGGACCCAUAUUGUCAUGAGCCAGGGCUUGUGACAUGACCCAGACUUGGACUAGGACAACUGUCGGCCCUCACUGGGGACCACCUCACAGCUUGGGGGUCUGAGCGGAAAUACCCGCCCCCCACCCAGGUGCCAUCCUUUGGAGUAAGAUAACAUCAGUGGUGCUGGCAGUAGCACAAAAACAUCUUCUUCCUCCCCUUGGGAGGCAGAGUGACAGCUGGGCCUGAGGAGGAAACCCCACCCUUUUCUCCUUCUCACUGUGCCUCAGUUCUCAGGGGACUCUAGUUAGUGCCGUGCUGUCCCCCCACCCCACUGCACCCGGGCACAGCAGGGGCCCUGUUAGUGCCCUGGGCUGCCCCUGCUGUACACCCAGGCUGCAGCCCGUGGGGCUCAGGAAUUCUGUGUGUGGUGGGGACAGCUUGGUCGCCAUCUGGUCUUCCACUGCGUCCCCGCGCAGCCCUCUGGUGGUUUGUCCCAACAGCUUUUGACUCAGGUCGAGUAUCAGGCUUUGGGUGCUGUAAAUUUUACUUAUUGCCCCACUGCAGUGGGUCUGAGGUGACCUGCUGGCUCCUUCCGGAAGGCUUGCUGCAAGCCGGUUGUAUUUAUUCUGUUCACGAACCCCUCUGGGGGGAAGCCUGGGAAGGCUUCCGAGGGCAGCUCUGGCCACGCCCUUCCUCCUUUCCUCUCUACUGACUGUGCAUUUCCAAAACUCAGUGCAGAAAACAGCCUGCUCAGCAUCUCACCCUGGACUCCCUUCUCACAGUGUUCAGCACCUUGUGUUCUUGUGAGACUCCCACUGACUGGUGAGGUGACUCUGAAGGCCUGAUUGGCCCUGAAUGUAUGCAGUGGGAGAAUUGAAACUGACCUAAGAAGUGGGACCUUGGACUUCUGUGCUCGGGGAAGAGCAGACCGACCUCGGAGUGCCGGAGGAGGUGGUGUUCACUGUUCUGUCUUGAUGCGCUUCCUCCCCAUGUGUAAGGACUUUACCCAGAUGGCAUUUGUCUGUUUCAUUUUCAGAAUCGCCAUCAAUUACCGAGACCCUUGCAUCUUUCCCGAUCAUUUCCCAAGUUUGCCAUUUUGCUGUCGAGGCCUUGGCCACACGUGACCGAUGGUUAAAACUCAAGGCUCCAGGGCUUCCCUGGUGGCGCAGUGGUUGAGAGUCUGCCUGCGAUGCAGGGGACACGGGUUCGUGCCCCAGUCCGGGAAGAUCCCACAUGCCGCGGAGCGGCUGGUCCCGUGAGACAUGGCCGCUGAGUCUGCGCGUCCGGAGCCUGUUGCUCCGCAACGGGAGAGGCCACAACAGUGAGAGGCCCACGUACCGCAAAAAAAAAAAUAAAUAAACUCAAGGCUCCAGAUCUCAGCUAAACAACAAAGGUGCUGCCCUUCUGGGCACGUUAAGAAUCGCUCAGCUCCACUGUUGCAAUUCUGGGAAGAUGCCCCCAAAGAUGGUUGGGAGGUGACUGCUUUACCACCAUCCUCUCUGUGGGGUACAUGUGCAGUGCCAGCUACAGAGCAGUGGAGAGGAAUCAGGCCGGUGAGGGAGUUGGGUUGCAGAAGGAAAGGUCUUCUCAGUGUGGCUGGAAAGCAGCAGCCCCUGGCAGCCUGGGUGCCCUCCCUCCAUGGUGCCUGAUGGCCCCAUCAGGGUAGCUUCAGGGACUUCCUGAGGGUUUGCAGCUUUGUUUCGUUUUUCUCUGGGGUUGGCAAUCUGAGCCAGUAUUGUGUCUGUUCCAACUGGGUAUAAAGAGGAAGCUUGGAUCACUUCAACUGACUGGUUCUUUCCAGAUCAUAAUUUUAAAUUAAAGAAAUAUCACCUUUUUUGAUAUACAUGUCUGUGUCUUCAUUGGUUAUAUAUAGAAGAGAUAGGGGCUGGCAGAGCAGAGGCUCACAGGUCAAAUCCGGCCCGCCCACCUGUCUUUGUAAAUAAAGUUUUAUUGGAACACAGCCAUACCCCUUCUUCUGCUUAAUGUCUGGCUGUUUUUCUGCUACAAUAGCAGAGUUAAGUAGUUGUGACAGAGUAUCUGGCCCACAAGCCAAAAGUAUUUACUCUCUGGUCCUUUCCACAAAAGGCUGCCUAUCCCUGGUUUAGGGCAGUGUCUCAAACUCUGGAUGAGAAUUACAUGGGGUGUUUUUAAUAUAACCAAUCCCUGGCCUCAUCUAAAACCUAGAAGAGACUCCUGGAGGGAGAGCUCUAAGAAUAUGCAUGGUAAACAAGUUCUCUGGGUGAUUCUGAUAUUUUCUGAAGGUUAAGAACUUUGGCUCAGAGACUGGAAGACAAACAGAUGGAAUCAGGAUAAUGCCCCAGGGAGGGCUGGUUCUCAAGAGUUUCUGUUCAACAGUUGAGCGGUCCUGCUAAGCAGAGAUUCUCACUUGAGAUUGGCCUUCAUUCUAGAGGGAGCCCAGCCUUUCUGGACACAGUUAUCACUCUCUCCAAUAUUUAGUGAUGAUAAAAACUGACAGUUACCGAGCCCAGGUGUUAUAGGCAUUACCUUAUUGACUUCUUGCAACAGCCCCAUGAAUCAGGUACUAAUGCUGUUCUCAGUUGACAGAUAAGGUCACUGAGGAUCAGAGAGGUUGAACAAUUUGCCUAAAGUCGCACAGCUAUCUUAUACCCUGGGGUGGCCCAUCUCUUUAACCGCUGUUCUUUUUUUUUAAUUUAUUUUUUAAUUUUUAUUUUUGGCUGUGUUGGGUCUUCAUUGCUGCGCGUGGGCUUUCUCUAGUUGCGGUGAGCGGGGGCUACUCUUCGUUGCGGUGCAUGGGCUUCUCACUGCAGUGGCCUCUCUUGUUGCAGAGCACGGGCUCUAGGCACGCAGGCUCAGUAGUUGUGGCACACGGGCUCAGUAGUUGUGGCUCACGGGCUCUAGAGCUCAGGCUCAGUAGUUGUGGUGCACAGGCUUAGUUGCUCCGCGGCAUGUGGGAUCUUCCCGGACCAGGGCUCGAACCCAUGUCCCCUGCAUUGGCAGGCAGAUUCUCAACCAUUACGCCACCAGGGAAGCCCAACAGUCAAGUUUUUAAUCACUUACUGUGAUGAUAUAAGCAAGAGGGGAAGUGCCAGCUCUCCCAGUGUUGCAUUUUUCCCCAUGGGACAGUGCUGGGCAGGGUCAGAUGUGUUGCAGAUGAGGAAUCAUUUCACUGUUGAGGGAAGCCCCUGCUUUACAGACUUGUGUGUGUGUUGGGGGAAUGAGAGCAGGAAGGGACAGGAAUGAAAAAGUACGGAGUCAGAGCAAAGUGUCUCCCCACUCCUCCUGAUAUGAAGGUCUUGGCCGAGGCAACUGAGACCUCAGAAUGGAAGCUCCUGGGCUAGGAAUGCAGCUUUGCAUAAGAGCACAUGAGGCCUUCCACAUAAAGCCUUUGAAAUGGCCUGUGAUUGGGCCUGAAAGAUCACACAUUGGUUUGUGGCCAGGAGCUAAACUCCUCACAAGUGUGUCCCAGGUCUUUGGAGUCAGCCUGCUUCUUACUGGCUGUGUGCCCUGGCAUGAGGUCAUUUACUUUCUCUAAGCCUUGGCUUCCUUAUCUAAAAAUCCUUCUCUCACGAGGUUGAUGUGAGAAGUUAACAAGUUAAUGCUCACAGAAUACUUAGCACAGUGCCUGGUGCAUAGUAGUUGCUAAAUAAUGGUACCUGCUUCAGUGAGCUAUUGCUGUGUAACAAAUCACCCUAAAACUUAGAGGCUUAAAACAAUAAUCAUUUAUUUGCCCAUGAUUUCUCAGGAUGAGCAGGGCCCAGAGAGAACAGCUUGUCGCUGUCUUGUCAGUGUCGGCUGGGGCAGUUCUACUGGGCCUGGAGGCCCAUCCACUUUCCAGAUGGCUCCCUCACACGUCUUGUAAGCUGAUGCUACAUGAGGGCUGGGCACUCUGCUGAAUCUGUCAUCUGGGGCCAGGGGUGGGGUAGGCACCUCAGUUCUCCUCUACCUGGGCCUCUCCAUGCAGCUGCUUGGGCUCCCUCACAGCAUGGUGCUUGGGGGUUCCGAGAAUGAAGAAGUGGAAACUGCUGGUCCUCUUAAAGGUUAGGCUUAGAUCUGGCCAGCAUCACUUUGUAAUAUUCUCUUGGUCAUGCAAUCCUAGGCUGGCCCAGAUUUGGGGGAACGAAGGAAUAGACUCCAUCUCUGUCUUCUUAAAAAAAAAAAAUUUAUUUGGCUGGGCCAGGUCUUAGUUGCGGCACGUGGGAUCUUCGUUUGCCUCAUGUGGGAUCUUCGUUGCGGCAUGCGGGAUCUUUUUAGUUGUGGCAUGCGGGAUCUUUUUAGUUGCGGCAUGCAGGAUCUUUUUAGUUGCGGCAUGCAGGGUCUAGUUCCCUGACCAGGGAUCGAACCUGGGCCCUCUGCAUUGGGAGCAUGGAGUCUUAGCCACUGGACCACUAAGGAAGUACCUGGACUCCACCUGUUGAUGGAGGUGUGGCUACUGAUACAGGGAGAGGAGGACCUGAUGGUGGCCAUCGUUGGAAAUAAGCUAACAUGCUGCUUUUAUUAUAAAUUGGUGUCAGGACUCCAGACCCACGAAAGAUAAUCUCUCCUCCUCAUUGAGGACUGCUUGCAGUGUACCAAUCAGGAUGCAAGGGAGCUCCCCAAGUUUUGCAAGGGAAUCUAUUGAAGUUAUUCCAUUUCCUGUAGCUUUGAGCGAAGACAUUAGAGGGAGAAAGUAGGAGAAAAACGUUGGCAAGACCUGGGUCACUGACUCUUUUUACCCUGGAAAUCUUUAUACAUUAGAAAGGAGUCCGGGGCUAAGGUGGGGACCAUCUGUGCAGACCCACUUGGAAAUCUCACUGAAAAGACUUCCUGACUCCGGGAGACAUUCUAGACAAUCAGUUAGGGCCUUGGAGGGUGGCAAGGUGGCUGUUGAGAGGAACAGGCAGGGACAAACUCACUCUCUUGGUUAGAGAAGAUGAGCUAAACUUGGUGUGGUAUUUACAAAGGGGUACGUGGUUCUCAGAAUGACCUGUCCAGAGACAGAGGCCUAGAGACUGAGCUGCAAUGUACUGGUUCUCUGCUGACUCAGGACGGUCACCCUCUCUGCCCGCCUCUUCCUGGGCAGCCCUCAGGGCUCAGCCUGGAUGUCACUAGCUCAAGAGACCCUUCCCCACCCCACCCCCAGCCCAGGUAGGCUCCCUGCUGCUGUGUACUCCCAUAGCCCCUGCCGUCGGCUCCCUAACUCUCAUCCCACGUGGACUUGCUUGUUUUCCAACUGACCCCUCACUGGGAGCCUCUUGGCUUCAGCGACCUUGUCCACUUUGUUACCAGCUAUAGCCCAGCUCUGCGAAUGGCAUCGUCCUUCCCCUGGUUGCCCAGGUGACAUCCUUGGUUCCUCCUACUGCCUCACCCCUCACAUCCACUAUCUGUUAAGUGUCCUCCGGAUGUUCCUUAAAUCUGUCCAAUGUCUCUCUCUUCCCAAAUCCAACCCUGCCUGUUCUCUCACCUGGGUUGCCCACAGCAGCCUCUUCACUGGCCUCCCUGCCUCCAGGCCUUUCUGAGGAUGGUCUUUUGAAGCAAAUCUAACCAGGCUUCUCCCUGUUCUAUCCCUUCAGUGACUUUCCUUAACUCUUGAAUUGAAGUAUAAGCUCUUGAACGUAACCUACAGACAUGGUCUGAUGCUGCUUCCUACUUUGUACUCCUUUCCAGCCACACUGAAAGUUUACUUCCUUGUCAUUUAUAUCUCAAUAAAACUGGGGGGUAUGGUCGGGGGCAGAAACAAAAGAAAAUUUACUUCCUUAAAGAUGCUGGGCUCCUUCUACCCUCCAAACCUUUGUCUGCUGUUCCUCUUGCCCAGAACAACUUUCUUGCUCAUCUUUCCUAAUUCCUAUUCAUCCUUCACAUCCAGCUUGGGCGUCAGGGAGCAUUAUUCGGUCACACCCUGUGUUUCCUCCCUCACACUGUGCUGUAAUCGCACUUUUAUUUUUUAAUUUAAUUUUAUGUUUUUUUAAAUUAAUUUUUAUUGGAGUAUAGUUGAUUUACAAUGUUGUGUUCGUUUCUGCUGUACAGCAAAGUGAAUCAGUUAUACAUAUACAUAUAUCCACUCUUUUUUAGAUUCUUUUCCCAUAUAGGUCAUUACAGAGUAUUGAGUAGAGUUCCCUGUGCUGUAGGUUCUUAUUAGUUACCUAUUUUAUGUAUAGUAGUGUGUAUAUGUCAAUCCCAGUCUCCCAAUUUAUCCCUCCCCCCUUUUUAAAUUUUAAUUUUAUCGCACUUCUAAAUGUUUGGGUCCUGCUAUAGGAGGGUUUCUCAAGCUCAACAUAGUUGUCAUGUUGGGCUGGAUCAUUCCGUGUUGUGGGAGGCUGUCUUAUGCGCUGUAACGUACUUAGCGGCAUCCUGACCUCUGUACACUGGAUACCAGUAGCAUGUCCCCCCGCUCCAGUCAUGACGAUCAGAAAUGUAUCCAGACAUUGCCAAGUGUCCCAUGGUGGGGAGAGCAAAAUCACCCCCAGUUAAAAACAGCUGUCCUGGGAAUUUCCUGGCAGUCCAUUGGUUAGGACUCGGCACUUUCACUGCCAUGGCCUGUGUUCAAUCCCUGGUUGGGGAACUAAGAUCCUGCAAGCUGCCCAGAACAACCAAAAAAUAAAAAAGAACAACUGUCCUACGGCAAUAACAUCUGUCUUAUAGUUUCCUGUCAAGUACAUGGCACAGUCCCUGGAUAUCUAUUUAAUCCACAUUUUUGUAAAGUAAUUUUAUUUAUUUAUUUAUCUAUCUUUAUUUAUUUAUGUUUUGGCUGCGUUGGGUCUUCAUUGCUGCUUGCAGGCUUUCUCUCUAGUUGUGGAGAGCGGGGACUACUCUUCAUUGCGAUGCAUGGGCUUCUCACUGCAGUGGCUUCUCCUGUUGUGGAGCACAGGCUCUAGAGUGCAGGCUCAGUAGUUGUGGCACAUGGGCUUAGUUGCUCCACACCAAGAGGGAUCUUCCUGGACCAGGGCUCAAACCCGUGUCCCCUGCAUUAGCAGGCAGAUUCUUAACUACUGAGGCACGAGGGAAGUCCCUAAUCCACUUUUUAUUGCGGUGUGGGUUGAAUUAAAUGUCAACAGCAUUCCCAUAAGAUGUUUUGUAUUUCCCCAUUUGAUAGAUGAAGAGACUAAAGCCAGGACUCACCUGGUGGCACAUCGUUUGUAAAAGGCGGAGCUGGGAGUCUAUCCCAGGUGUGUUUGGCUACACAGCCUGCUCCUUAUGAGUCAGCCUCUCAUGAGAGGCUGAGCGUGAAUCAGCCUUCUGGACCUGUGGCCUGGACCCUGGACCUGUGACAGAUGUGUCAGGAACCCCACCCUGAGUGGCCCUGCCCCACCUGAGUGUUGUGACUUUGGGCAGGUCACACCUCCCCGCUGGGCUGUGGGGUUUCCCCUCCUGUGCAGCCCCCUUCUGCUGAGAGCUGAUGAGAGGAUUAAAUGAGAUAAAUGGAGUAGGUGGGUGAUGCAGGGGCUGUCUGUGCCCAGGAGCUCCACACAGAGCCUGGCCUGUGAAAGGUAAUGGAUAUGAAGAGAGGAAGAGGCAGGAAGGGGCCUUCCUGAGGACCCCUGACAGCACAUUCUCCAAGGAUUCUGUGGAUCCUGAGGCCUACAGCCUACAGCCACUCAGGUAAGAAUCCCUUGGCUCAGAUAACAGGUUCCUGCCUGCAUCUGCAGGAGGUUAGCUAGAUAGAGGCUGUACUCUAGGCUUUAGGCAAUCCUGACAGGCAGGAAUGUGGGCCCGACCUUCCAGGUAGUCCCUUUUUACAAAAGCAGCCAGAAAUCUGGGCUUUUAUGAGAAAUCUCCCAGUUUAAAUAUUUCAACUACUAAAUAUUUGUAAAGCCUGUGCAAGGCAAGUGAAACACACCUGUGGGCUAAAGUCAAGCCAUGGAUGUCAGGUUGCAAGCUGUACGUCACCCUUUGGGGGCCAGUCUGUACCCCUCAGGAGGAGCCAGAGGAAGGCAGAGGUUGGUAGGCAGGAGGUCUGGGCACCAGAUCCCUCUUUCUCUUGCGCCUCAGUCUCCCCAUCCAUAUGAUGGGUGUGGGCCAUCCUAGCUGGAAUGGUCCGUCCUGGAUACCCCUCCUUUGCCCAGGCUGGGCCUGACUCAGUGGGAGGAUCUGACCUGGGCUCUUUACUUGGCUCCGAGCUGAGUCAUUCAUGACACACGUGGCAGUGAUAGUCACGUGCCACCUGCCUGUCAGGAACCAAGCACAGACGGGGACUGGCCACUGCAGGGAAUGCCCACCAGGGCUGAGGCUGGCAGAACCACUGUUUCCAGCCAGGCCUCCAACAGGGUCCUGUCCAGGUGCGAGUUUGGGCCAAAAGGCCUCCAUGAUCUCUUAUGGCUGUUUUUAGUGCCUGCUCCACACCCAGGGCUCCUCCUGGCUGUGGCACUCUGGUUUUUCUUUGAGGAACCAUCCCUCCUCCAGUCUCAGUCCAUUCAGUUUGAGGGAGAGAUCCCAAUUCUGGGAUCAGUGGUAAGGAUGAUCCCAUCAUCCUUAGGAUCACUGGCUGCAGUGGUA
Molecule: messenger RNA, 10648 nt
Organism: Globicephala melas (long-finned pilot whale)
Lineage: Eukaryota; Metazoa; Chordata; Mammalia; Artiodactyla; Delphinidae
Gene: NAIF1
Product: nuclear apoptosis inducing factor 1
Cellular component (GO): nucleus
Source: RefSeq, a predicted model, not a curated record